GUUUUUUUUUUUUUUUUUUUUUUUGGUAAUCUUUAUAUUUGGAACUUAAGAGUGAACAAAUGUUGAAUUUGCAGGAGUGUGCAAGACGGAGGGAGAUGAGGGACCGAGCACAGAGGAAGACACGCAGUCCUUCCACGGGGUCGGGGUGUGCAAGUGGUUCAACGUCCGCAUGGGCUUCGGGUUCCUGUCCAUGACCAACAGAGAGGGAGUGCCGCUGGACGAACCGGUUGAUGUGUUUGUCCAUCAGAGCAAGCUGCACAUGGAAGGUUUCCGCAGCCUGAAGGAAGGCGAAGCGGUUGAGUUUACCUUCAAGAAGUCAUCGAAGGGCCUCGAGUCGCAGCGGGUUACUGGACCGGGUGGCAUCCACUGUGUGGGCAGCGAGCGGAGACCCAAAGGCAAAAAGAUCCAAAAGCGCCGCUCAAAGGGAGACAGAUGUUAUAACUGCGGAGGCCUGGAUCAUCACGCCAAAGAGUGCAAGUUACCACCCCAGCCCAAGAGGUGCCACUUCUGCCAGAGCAUCGAGCACAUGGUCGCCAGCUGUCCAGUAAAAGCACAACAGUCCUCACCGGUUUCUCAGGGAAAACCGUCCCCCUUGAAAGGAGACGAGGAGGAACACAGCCAGCCGGCGCCACCUCCUGAAACCUCUGAUUAAAUGGGAGAUUGAGCCUCGCCGAAGCACAGAAGCCAAUCAAAUUGCUUCGACAGUUGAGAGAGGGGACACAAUUCUCCUCCCUAGCUGUUGAAGCUGUUUUUGGAAUUCCCUCAGGUUAAAAACACUCAUGAAGAAUGUUUUCUUUAUUAUUUUUUUAUUUGGUGUAACAUUCAGGAAUAAUGCUUCAUUGUUGCACUCAGGAAGUUUAAAUGUAUGAAUUCUUGCUACCAGGAAAGGUAUUCCAAAAACAUUGGAAUACAUAGAGAUAAUACUGAAUGGUAUUCACAGGCAUUUGCAGAUUUCUUUUCUGUAACUGCACUUCCCUUGUGAGCUGUAUUAAUCAAUUUUGUUUGCAUUAUACUCAAUGUGUUGAGAAUAGACCUAAACUUUUGCUGCCUUACUAUUCAGUAUCCUUCCUGACUGUUACACCUUUCUGUCGACAAAGCACAGAUGUACCGGACAGUGUCCCUGUGAUGAAUGUUAGCUAAUGGGUUGUGUGGGGAG
Molecule: messenger RNA, 1156 nt
Organism: Xiphophorus couchianus (Monterrey platyfish)
Lineage: Eukaryota; Metazoa; Chordata; Actinopteri; Cyprinodontiformes; Poeciliidae
Gene: lin28aa
Product: lin-28 homolog Aa
Exons: 3
Coding region: 170-652 (160 amino acids)
Biological process (GO): pre-miRNA processing
Cellular component (GO): nucleus; cytoplasm
Molecular function (GO): mRNA binding; zinc ion binding
Source: RefSeq, a predicted model, not a curated record